This is a messenger RNA of Clonostachys rhizophaga, 762 nucleotides long. Lineage: Eukaryota; Fungi; Ascomycota; Sordariomycetes; Hypocreales; Bionectriaceae. The record is from the annotation of a GenBank genome assembly.
AUGAUUGAAACCUCGUCCUCCGGCUGGCUUCAGUGGACCAUCCUCCUGGUCCUAACCGCCCUAAUUCUCUCCACUGUCGUGCUCGCACAAGUUGUCGCAACCUAUUCCACUGCCUAUGUCGCCGCGCCCAGGGAAAUCGCCACUUUUAAGGAUACUGUCGAGUUCUCCAUCCAGGAGAAUGAGAGCUACGACCGCGAUGUCACCAAGGUCCAGCGGCUAGAUGACAAGUUGCGCCUGGGGCGGCUGCUUCGCGAGAUCCAGAAGGGAGGCGACGACCUGCGCGAGGAGCUCAACUCCCUCCUCAUUGAUGAGGACACCACCACGCUGCGCACAGGCGCUCGCCUUAUGUGGGCGACCAAGAGGAGACACCUUGAGGACAGCGUGCGCAGACUGGACCUGUUGCGCAUGCGCUUUCUCGUCGUCUACAUGGGUAUCAUCACGUCAAUCGCGGACAAGCAGCCCCCAGCCCCGCCACCUCUACCCAGAGACCCCGAGAAGCUAUCGCUCAUGAGGACCCCUACAAGACCAGCCAAGCCCACUUUACAGAAAGCCCACACGGACAACAAUGUCAAGGCGCGCCCGCCGCUCCGGAGACUCACCACCCAGGCCAUCGGACACCAUGAGCAUACUGGACGGCCGCACCGCCAGGGCUGGGCUGGUGUCGUCGAGGAGCUCCAGCUCUCUCCCAGGAUGCAGCAGCGGCAUGCUUCAAUAGAAGCCUCGAUGGCGCAGCAAAUGUCGCCACCACUUCACACUUCAUGA